GGGGAUGCUGCAGAUAGUCUAGCGCCCUCCCCUGUCCUGCGCGGCUGCGCGCCUUAUCCCCGCCACGCUCCACCUCCGCCCCACACGCGCAAGCGGCGGCACCAGUCCACCAUUCUCCUCUCGAUCCGGGAUCCAAAUCGGCCGCCUCAUCGCGACCCUCUGUCUCCAUCCGCUCCGGCGUGCCACCCACGCAGGCUAACGUCUGGGCUCCCCUCCUUAUCGCCGGGCUCCGCAUCGCCAAUAGUCUGAUGGCGCCGCAGUUGCAGGGCUGCAACUGGAUCUCCUCCUGGCCGCGGCUCCAGCAGAUGUCCCCUUGGCCGCCGCGCUCCUCCGAAUCGCCGCGGUGGAGCUUCCUGCGUCUCGCGACGCGCCGACGCCCCUGCGCAGGCGCGGUCCGCGCCGUCGCGAGCGCGGGCGCGGUGGGAACCGAGCUCCUGGAGAUGGAGGAGCAGGCCGAGGACGUGGACGAGAGGGAGAGGCUCAGGCGGACGCGGAUCUCACUGGCGAACAAGGGUAACACGCCAUGGAACAAGGGCAGGAAGCAUAGCCCAGAGACGCUGCAGCGAAUCCGUGAGAGGACCAGGAUCGCAAUGCAGGACCCCAAGAAAUCGGAGUUAUUGAACAUUGGAGAAUUCUAGCUUUUUUCUCGGUGUCUUUGUCAAUCUGCACUAUGAUCUGGAACCACAUAUGAUGUUGAUGUUUCAAGCGCAGGCACCAUGUUCAUCCAGCAAAUAUUGCUACAUGUGAACAUAGGCUAUUGCUGCAUAACUGAUUAUACAUUUGAAAAAUGUUUACCUUGCAUUUCUUAAGGUGGCUUUGGCUGGGUACAGGGUUCUGGCUAGUGUUAAUUUAUGUGAUACCAGUAAAUGUUGCUACUUAUCAACAAGAGUGCUUUUUUCAACACAACUAGCACAAAUUAACUGGGGUACUCUUUACAGAUAAAAUUGGGUAUUCUUUGUAGAACAACGAAGCAAAAAAGAUGACUCGUUUCCUCGUCAUACACUCAUAUUUAAUUAUCUGUUUUAUUCUCAUAGUUCAUUUGUAAAGUUGUCUAGAUAAUUAAUGUUUGAGUUCUGCAGGAAGACAUAACUACAUAUAAUUUCUAUUGUUAUCUUUUGGGGGUACCAUGUGCACUAACACAUACUGCAUUCGUGGAUCUGUUUAUUAUAUUGUGCAGGUUAAGAAAAAGUUGGUGAAUCUGGGUCAUGCACAGAGUGAGGAGACACGGGUAAGGAUAUCAGUGGGGGUGAGGCGAGGUUGGAGUUUGCGUCUACAAAAACUAAUGGUCCAGGAUGGUUGCUUUGUGGAAUGGAGGGACAUGGUAGCUGAUGCGGCUAGAAAGGGUUUUGCUGGUGGAGUUUCCCUUGAAUGGAAUUCAUAUAAAAUCUUGAGUGAGCAGAUGCGGCAUGAUUGGUUGGAGAAUCUUCAGAAAAGGCGAUCAAUGCCAAGGCCAAGAGGUAAUAGACGAGCACCAAAAACUCCUGAGCAGAGGAGAAAAAUUGCAGAAGCCAUUGCUGCAAAGUGGUUGGAUCAAGAAUAUCGUGAACGAGUUUGUAGUGGAAUUGCUAGCUAUCAUGGAUCAUCUUCUGCAACUAAAACACCGAGAAAGCCAAGACCUGCUGGAGAACCAGGUGUAAAGAAACAGACGACAAGGAAAAAACCUAUGCAAGCCAAACCUGUAAUUUUAGAGGAUGCUCAUGGAAAAAGUGCAGCUCUUAAGAGAAAGAAAAGCGCAACUCCCUACAAAGAUCCGAUGGCAGUUGAAAAAUUGGAGAUGAUAUCAAAGAUUCGAGCUCAAAGGACAGCACAGGAAAUAGAAAAGAAAGAAGCUAUUAGGAGGGCCAGGACACUGAUUGCAGAAGCAGAAAAGGCUGCUGAUGCUCUGGAAACUGCUGCAGCGAUGAACCCUUUUGCCCAAGCAUCACUUAUAGAGGCUAGAAAGCUUGUUACAGAGGCAAGAAUAUCACUUGAAUGUGUUGAUGAUGAAGAGCCUCAAGAAACUGCUUCCAAUGAUGUGUCAGGGAGCUCAGUGUUACUGAACUUGCACGAUCACCGUCAUGGACUGGAGAUGCAGAAUGGAAGUAAUUUGUUGAAGCAAGAGAAUAAACCUGCCAAUGGGAUGGAAUUUCCUCCAAGCAGUGUCAAUGGCCUCGCUUUCCAUCUUGAUGUUUCUGAACUCAGCGGAACAAAGCAACUAUAUCAGAGGAUAGAGAAUUCCAUGGAAAGGGCUUUUCUUCUCCCUUCGGCUUCGUCAAAGCUUAAAAGUGCGAACGGAGAUUAUGGAAUAAUAGAUUUACAUGUGAGGCAGUCGAUGGUCGAUGACACGGCAAAGCAUAAAGGCAUCACAGCUGAAACUUGUCCUCCAGGGACACUAGAGCUAGAAGAAGAUCCUCCCAGUCCCAGGUCUGCAGAAAAGGCUGGAACCAGGGAAGAUUACCCUGGGGGAAAACCGGAAGAAGACGCACCCUCAUCGGAAGAAAAGGCUAGGAUGAGGUGGGUACGUGGGAGGUUGGUCAAGGUAAAAACAAACGGACCUGGGGAUUUAGAAAUCUAGUAUUAGGCAGCAAAUCUGGCCUAGAUACCGUUGACAGGCAAUCGAGUUUGCUCACUUCCAUUUAGCCACCAUUUUGUAUGCCAUUCGCAUGAUUUGGUGUUUACGACCUGCACCUGCUCGAUGGGAGGAACCAAGUAUAAAAUGUACUAGCGUUGACAGGAGUGGCGUGGUCCUGGGGAACUUUACUGAUUUGCAGUCUACAGUGAACGUGCAGGAGCGAGCACAUUACGAUCACCCUGUUUUCCUCAUAUGCGUUGAGAUUGUAGUUGUGGUAGGUAAUAGGAGCUGGAUCUUUUUUUCUUGUAAGGCCUUGUUCGGUUAGCUCUGGAUUGCGGUGAUUUGGUGGGUUUAAAUCCCAAGUAGGUCAAACUCCUUAAUUUUUUCCAAUCACAUUCAAUUCAUGGGUAACGGGAUUAAGUUGUAGUCGACUGUGAAAGCAUGAUUCGAGGAAGUCUGGAAAAAGAAACAUGCAAAUGGAACAGUAGCCUGGUCA
This is a messenger RNA of Zea mays, 3047 nucleotides long. RefSeq lists its product as uncharacterized. The coding region runs from base 1127 to 2554 and encodes 475 amino acids. The transcript has 6 exons. The record is from RefSeq and is a predicted model, not a curated record. NCBI's taxonomy places the organism in Eukaryota, Viridiplantae, Streptophyta, Magnoliopsida, Poales, Poaceae. Gene Ontology annotation, molecular function: DNA binding.